UUUUUUAUACAUUUAUUUCAGAGAUCUUCGAAAAAUUGUCCCUAAGUAAAAAUUUUCUGCGCGAGUUAUGGAUCAGUGUGCGGAAAACGUCGCAUGCUUCGGGUUGAAGUGAUUGGCCAAUAUUUAAUCCGAUCAAGCUUUAGGGAUUAUUGGAAUAUAUUUGCCAACUUCCCCCGAAUCUUUUUGUUUCCACAGGAAAUUCGAAGCAGUGGGUGAAUCACAGGGCGUAUUUUCCCCUUGAUACAACUCACACAUGGAUUUAAUGAGGCGCGUGACAGCGACGCUCGGAUUGCUUGUUUUGCUUGCCAAUUCGAUUCGAGCCAGACCACAACCUCAUACUUAUCCUGGGGCCUGGUUCUGGCCUCGUCGUGGUUCUCAUUACACCUUUAAUCCCCCUCAUCAUCAUCAUCAUCAUCAUCAUCACAAUCAGCACCAGCACCGCACGGCUCUACCACCUUCUGGAGCUAGCUCUUUGAUCCUCAUGAGACCUCCUAGACAGAAUGAGGACAUGGAGACCCCGGCUCCGAUCGGGAUGGACGAUGAACGCAGCCGGUUUGGGGCAUGGGGCCCCAGGUUCGUGCCAGUGCCCCGCCAAAGCUCCAAUACCUGGUCCACUCGUUGGGUCACAUCUUCUUAUCCUGCCGUCGCAGCAACAUCUCCGGUGCAACUCCAUCAGGCACCCCAACACCCAACCAACCCACAUCAGCACCCGCACCCGCACCACUACCCACAACCCCACCGAUAUUACCAGCACAGGCAACACUACCCACGGAAGCAGCAACACCAGCAGCACCAAUCGCUCCAUCAUCCUCUCAGUGCCAUGUCACUGGGAGUCGCAGCAAAUCCAAAUCAAGCCAAUUUUGGCAGCAAGUCCGAGGUGGAAGAAAGGCUUAUGCAGUCCACACCAGGAACCGUCCUAGUCUUGAAUGAACCGACAACCCCGAAGCCUACG
Messenger RNA from Notodromas monacha, 952 nucleotides. Lineage: Eukaryota; Metazoa; Arthropoda; Ostracoda; Podocopida; Cyprididae. The record is from the annotation of a GenBank genome assembly.